Molecule: messenger RNA, 276 nt
Organism: Stylonychia lemnae
Lineage: Eukaryota; Ciliophora; Spirotrichea; Sporadotrichida; Oxytrichidae
Source: the annotation of a GenBank genome assembly
AUGGUUAGACAUGAUGGUGAGUACUAUGCUGACCCUAUGAAUGUCUCAGAGAGGUUCAUCAGAUUAGUAGCUCUUCAUGAUAAUGUUAAAGAUCCAUCAGCAGUGACCUUAAAAUCAUCAUUUGACUAACUACAUCUCAACAGUCUUGACAUUUCUGAGAUUCUCCUUGCUGCUGAGAGAGAAUUUGAUCUCGAAAUUUCAGACGAUGACUGCGAGUCAUUCCACUCUGUUAAUGAUGUGGUCGAAUUCCUUGUUAGAAAUUUCCACACUAAAUGA